GACACCAGCAAUCCUUUCCAUGUUUUUUCUCAAGGCUUGGUGAUUUGCAAUCAUGUUUUGCGAACAUCUGAACAGUCGCCAGAUCUUGCUGGGUAUCUAUGGAAAGACUAUCACAAGUUUUCCAAGGCGACAGCAAUGGUGUGCGCUGAAACACGAGAGGAAUUCACUUACGAACAAAUCAGGCACUUGUCACUUGCUUUCGGGGUGGGUCUCAAAAACUUGUCGAUCUUGAAUAAAAGAGGCGACAUCUUGGCGAUAAUUUGCCCCAACAUGCCAUCGUUUGCCAUCUGUUUUUAUGGAGCGGUGUUCAUUCAUGGAGUUCCUGCGUUGAUCAAUCCAAAAGUCCGACGUAACAUCGAGUCGACUCCCCUGAUGAAAGAUUUGCAACCAAAUGGACCAAGAAGUCCAAAACUUUUGUCUCUUCGCGAAGUCAUAUGCAACUCAUCCAAAGAUGGUCUUGGAAUUCUUUCUGGGGCGCCAUUCAGGCCAGAUGACAUUGCAAUUGUGCAGUGCCUGAGAAAGGCAAAUGGCAAAGAAAUGGCAGUUGCUUUAUCGCAUGGUAAUAUCGUUGGAACUCUGAAUCAGCUUCAUGUGCCGUAUUUGAGCAAAGCUGAGAAGGCCCAUAUCAUCAGAGAAGGACACAANCCAACAAUCUUCCCUUUGACAGUGGAGAUGUUGCACUUCAUGGACAGCCAUCCACGUUAUGGUGUGACAGAAGCAUCAGGUUUCACCCACAUGGUUCCUGUACAUGAGCACAAAAAACUUGGGUCUGUUGGAGGCCCUUUGGCAGGGACAACAGCAGCUACAGUGGAUAUGAAUUCUAGAAGAUGGACUGAGCCCUUCAAAGAUGGCGAAAUCUUAGUCCGGGGUCCACAAACAAUGCAGUUGUUCUGGGACCCAGACCAGCCAGAACUUCAGACACCUUCCCCUUGCGAAUCUGACAAGGAUCCUCUGGCUCAGCAUCGCUUUCCAGACUCGUUUCAUCAUCGGGCAAAAUAUGCGGAUCUAGAAAUCCCCUCGGAAUGUCACAUCAUGGCAGUCAAAGUUCAAGGCAACACAUCCCUCACUACCGGCCUGCAAAGUUGCGAGCAGUCCCUGGACAAAAUUCAG
Molecule: messenger RNA, 1110 nt
Organism: Notodromas monacha
Lineage: Eukaryota; Metazoa; Arthropoda; Ostracoda; Podocopida; Cyprididae
Source: the annotation of a GenBank genome assembly